AUGCAUAGUGCGAUCAAGAAAGCAGCCGAUAGAACAUGCAUCAGUUGCGACGAAUUGAAUAUCACAUGCUUGGAUAAAAAUUUUGCCGGAGAAGCGAUUGAAUGUCCAUUUUGCCACCAUUCAUUCGAGGGUUCUUUGCUUUCUUAUCAUGAGCGUACAUGCAAUUUCAAGCAAUCGAAGUAUCAGACAGGACAAGGUCCUGAUCCCGAGGUCAAGUCACCCGAUGGAAUAAAUACAAAAUAUCAAAUCGACAUCGUUCGCAAUGUAUCCGAAUUGAUCAGUACGGCAUUGUGUUCUCUAAAUAUCGACGACAAGAGAACGUUAGUUACUAAGAAGCACGAGAUUAAUGCACAGGUUAAGGGCCUUGGUAAGGCCAAAUACUGGUUGUUCUCCUCAAUUAUAGCUUGGAGACAAUCAUCUGUCGCAAAAGAGAAUUAUGAUGUCUUCUUGAAUCAACCACCGGUUGAGCAGUAUCGCACUUUUCUUUUACUAUCGCUGGGGUCUGGAUCCAGCCGCAAUUUAAUCCUCUCUAUCAUUCACUUACUCACCUUGAUAUGCCUUAUUCCGAAUCAAGAUGAUGGUGUGGAGGGCGAAGGACCGCCUAAUUGGAUAAGCGACAUCUCGCUAGUUUAUGAAGUACUUGGUGGUAGAGGUUCGUUAUUCAAGUCUGAUGUGAGUUGCGUUCUCCUCCGCCUUGGCUGGCGAGCGUCGCACGCCUUAAGACAUUCGGAAUCCCAGGUCCUGCGUGAAUGUUUACAGUUACCAAAACUGGAUAAGCAACAUGACAUCUUCGACCGCUACGUGCAUAUGUGGUUUUACAAGUCACAGUUGCCCGAUUACGCGAUGGCCGCCGCGCUUUCCCGACCGCAGUCAUGCAUGAUAUUCAUGGACCAUGCAGAGGAUAUUUUUCAAAAUAUACUUACCCUACACCAGGGAAGACGUUUCCAUGAUGAAUCGAGAAGCUUGGCUGCAGCUGCACAAGAGACAGUCAAAUCUUUCUUCCGCGACGGGUUGAAAUGGUCGCUGAAAGAAAGAUCUCUCGAAAACAUCAUUAUUUCAUUCAAUAUUAGCCUGGACCAGCUAGAAGUCGAAGAAGCGCUCAAAGCAGCCGUAGCUUUGCUACGCAAGAUGCGACUUUUUUUCCAAUGUAUACCCAGCGACCUGUACGUGGAUGAGAAUCCAGAGCAAUGCAUCCUAACAUUUGCAGAGCUAUUCAGCGAGCUCUCAAAACUAUGGCGGAGAAUAUUCUUUCUCGUUGGAAAAUGA
Molecule: messenger RNA, 1266 nt
Organism: Talaromyces proteolyticus
Lineage: Eukaryota; Fungi; Ascomycota; Eurotiomycetes; Eurotiales; Trichocomaceae
Exons: 3
Coding region: 1-1266 (421 amino acids)
Source: RefSeq, a predicted model, not a curated record